Messenger RNA from Oxyura jamaicensis (ruddy duck), 1255 nucleotides. It is a transcript of the gene CDK10, whose product is annotated as cyclin dependent kinase 10. Gene Ontology annotation, biological process: protein phosphorylation; regulation of mitotic cell cycle. The record is from RefSeq and is a predicted model, not a curated record. Bases 65 to 1162 code for a protein of 365 amino acids. Gene Ontology annotation, molecular function: ATP binding; cyclin-dependent protein serine/threonine kinase activity. The transcript has 13 exons. NCBI's taxonomy places the organism in Eukaryota, Metazoa, Chordata, Aves, Anseriformes, Anatidae. Gene Ontology annotation, cellular component: nucleus.
GGGUGGCACUGCGCAUGCGUGAGGCGGCGCCGGGCGGCACUGCGCAUGCGUGAGGCGGGCGGCCAUGGCGGAGGGCGGCAGCGGUGAGGGGGAGCUGGAGCCGCUGCGCUUCCCGCGGCUGUGGGCGGACGGCUUCUUCGAGGUGCCGGCGGACGAGAGGCUGGGGAGGUGCCGGAGCGUGAAGGAGUUCGAGAAGCUGAAUCGCAUCGGGGAGGGCACCUACGGCAUAGUGUACCGUGCCCGGGACACCGUAACGGAUGAGACCGUGGCACUGAAGAAGGUGCGGAUGGACAAUGAGAAAGAAGGAAUGCCCGUCAGCAGCCUGCGGGAGAUCACCCUGCUCCUGGAGCUCCACCACCCCAACAUUGUGGAGCUGAAGGAGGUGGUUGUGGGGAACCACCUGGAGAGUAUUUUCCUGGUAAUGGGCUACUGCGAGCAGGACCUCGCCAGCCUUCUGGAGAACAUGCAGACACCUUUUUCUGAGGCUCAGGUGAAGUGCAUCAUCUUGCAAGUGCUCAGGGGCCUGCAGUACCUUCACGAGAAGUACAUCAUCCACAGGGAUCUGAAGGUGUCCAACCUGCUCAUGACUGACAAAGGCUGCGUGAAGAUCGCGGAUUUCGGUCUGGCACGUACGUACGGGAUGCCGCCGAAGCCCAUGACCCCCAAAGUCGUCACGCUGUGGUACCGAGCGCCUGAGCUGCUGCUGGGGAUGACGACGCAGACCACCAGCAUUGACAUGUGGGCCGUGGGCUGCAUCCUCGCCGAGCUGCUGGCUCACAAGCCGCUGCUGCCGGGCACCUCUGAGAUCCACCAGAUCGAUCUCAUCGUGCAGCUCCUGGGGACGCCCAACGAAAACAUCUGGCCGGGUUUCUCCAAGCUGCCCCUGGUGAGUCAGUACACCCUGCGGAAGCAGCCUUACAACAACCUCAAGCACAAGUUCCCCUGGCUCUCGGAGGCCGGGCUGCGUCUGCUCAACUUCCUCUUCAUGUACGAUCCCAAGAAGCGGGCAACGGCGAAAGACUGCCUGGAGAGCUCCUACUUCAAGGAGAAGCCCCUCCCCUGCGAGCCAGAGCUCAUGCCCACCUUCCCGCACCACCGCAACAAGCGGGCAGCCUCCACCAGCACGGGGACUGAGACGCAGGCGAAGCGGGGCAAGCCCUGAGCCCCGUCCCGCAGCGGGAGGUAACGGGAGCUCGCAGGGGGGCGGCCGCUGCCCCUCGUGGGGCUGGGCGCUGGCUCCUGCCCGCUGGUGCUG